Messenger RNA from Labeo rohita (rohu), 4414 nucleotides. It is a transcript of the gene kcnc4, whose product is annotated as potassium voltage-gated channel, Shaw-related subfamily, member 4. Gene Ontology annotation, molecular function: delayed rectifier potassium channel activity; protein binding. NCBI's taxonomy places the organism in Eukaryota, Metazoa, Chordata, Actinopteri, Cypriniformes, Cyprinidae. Gene Ontology annotation, cellular component: axon; neuronal cell body membrane; voltage-gated potassium channel complex. The record is from RefSeq and is a predicted model, not a curated record. Gene Ontology annotation, biological process: potassium ion transmembrane transport; protein homooligomerization.
ACUAAUCAAAUUGAGCUCACGUUCAUACGUAAUGCAGCGCUGUAAGGGUUACUGAGGCGCUGGAGCAUCAUCAUCAUCAUCCUCCUCCCAUGGGCUGUGUCGUCUGACUGUCACAAGAUGCAACAGAUCUUUUCCAACAAACUGAUGAUACCAUCUCAUCCCUCGGCAACAGACGUUUUGGCCUGAUGUUGACGUGCAGUCAAAGUUAACAUCGCAGACGCUCUUCGGCAAGGUUACGGUUUUAUUUUAAACUCACACGUUGUGGUUAAGGAAUAAUGCGCGCACAGGUGACUAGUACUAAUUCAACGACAAGGUGACUAGAGUUUUGAAAGAGAUGAAAUGGAGAGUCGUUUUUAGAUUAGUUUGACUUUUAAUCUAGUCUGUUUUUCUUUGUAAAUAUAAUGAGAAAGCGUUUCACUCGGUCCUGAAACGCGGAUGGUUUGCUCGUGUUUUGGUGUUUACUAUCGUGUGAAAGUGCCUAUGAAUGAGGAACAACGCAAGCAUCCACCCAUAGACUGAGAAUCAAGAAGAGUUUCUCCGUUAACAGGUGGUUCCUCGCGCGUCUGACGGUCAUGUUGACGGCGGAAACUCUCUACAGUUGUUCGACUUUCGUAACUGACGACAGCUGCGCAGGUUUAGAAAGCCAAGAGAGUUACUAGGUGAAAGCCUCUCUAUCUAAAUCUAUGAUCAGCUCGGUGUGUGUUUCGUCGUACCGCGGGCGCAAGUCAGGCAACAAACCUCCUUCCAAAUCAUGUCUGAAGGAAGAGAUGGCCAGAGGCGAACACUCGGAGAAAAUCAUCAUCAACGUCGGCGGUACUCGCCACGAAACCUACAGGAGCACCCUUAGGACCAUACCAGGCACGAGACUCGCCUGGCUCGCCGAAACGGACCAGCAGGUGAACCCGGACGCAGACACGGGACAGACGCCCUCCUCCGCCAGCGAAUUCUUUUUUGACCGACACCCGGGCAUUUUCGGCUAUGUGCUCAAUUACUACAGGACUGGCAAGCUCCACUGCCCGGCGGAUGUGUGCGGCCCUCUGUUCGAGGAGGAGUUGGCAUUUUGGGGCAUCGAUGAGACUGACGUGGAGCCCUGUUGCUGGAUGACCUACCGCCAGCACAGGGACGCAGAAGAGGCGCUUGAGAUUUUCGAACCGCCUGAUCCGGAGGAUGCAGAGGACGACCAGGACAUGCCCAGACGCUUCGGCAUCGAGGACAGCCCUGGCCGCUCCAGGGGAUGCUGUGAAGUUUGGCAACCAAAAUUAUGGGCGCUUUUUGAAGAUCCGUAUUCUUCGCGUGCAGCCCGGAUAAUUGCCUUUGUCUCCCUGUUUUUCAUCCUGGUGUCCAUCACUAACUUCUGCCUGGAAACCCAUGAGGUCUUCAAUGAACUUCAUAAUGUCACAAAUCCAAAUGCUGAAAGCACCAUGACCCCCGUCGCCCCGAGGAUGGAGAUGGAGCCCAAACCAGUGCUCACAUUGGUGGAGGGAAUCUGCGUGGUGUGGUUUACCUUCGAGUUUUUGGUCCGCAUCAUAUGUUGCCCGAACAAGCUUCUCUUCAUCAAGAAUCAGCUAAACAUCAUUGACUUUGUUGCCAUCCUGCCCUACUAUCUUGAGAUGAGUUUGACCGGCGUCAAAUCCGAAGCUGCCAAGGACGUCCUGGGCUUUUUGCGCGUGGUCCGUUUUGUGCGCAUCCUACGGAUCUUUAAGCUCACUCGACACUUUGUGGGUCUCAGGGUUCUCGGCCACACCUUGCGGGCGAGUGUGAAUGAGUUUUGUCUGCUCAUCAUCUUUCUGGCCCUCGGGGUGCUAAUCUUCGCCACCAUGAUCUACUACGCUGAACGAAUUAGCGCAGAUCCCCAUGACCCUAGUGGCUGCAACCACACGCAUUUCAAGAACAUUCCCAUUGGCUUCUGGUGGGCGGUGAUAACAAUGACGACAGUAGGUUAUGGGGACAUGUACCCUAAAACGUGGCUGGGCAUGAUGGUGGGUGCGUUAUGCGCAUUAGCAGGUGUGCUUACCAUUGCCAUGCCAGUGCCCAUUAUUGUUAACAAUUUUGGGAUGUACUACUCACUGGCUAUGGCCAAGCAGAAAUUGCCCAAAAAGAAGAAGAAGCACAAUCCAAACCCACACAUGGUGCUGAACUCUGCCUCAUUUGGGAAGUCUGAAAGCAACUCACCAAGGAACAGCACACAAAGCGACACAUGCCCCCUUGCUGGUGAAGAGAACCUUGGAAGAAACCGCUCAGAUUCAAAGCAGAAUGGCGAUGCUACCGUAACUCUUUCUGAAGAGGAGAGCUGCAGUCUGACCCAGCCACUUUCUCCUGGCGAGAGGUGGACCCUACGAUGCUCACGCAACAGAGACAAGACCAUGAAAGAGGCAACCUGCUUCCUGCUAAAUUCUGGAGACUUUUCUUGUGGAGCUGAACCCGCCAUCCACACAGAGAGCUGUAAAGAUGCGCUUACAUCCCCAGGAAACUACACUCAAGCAGAAGUCACUACCCUGACCUGAGGGGGGUUUGUCCUGAUGGGACACCAGCUCACCAGUCUUUCAUCUUCUCAUCAGUCAUGCAUCGUCUUUCUCAGUCAAGAAUAUGAAACAUUUCUAGUCAAAUCAUCAUGUACGUCUGUCCGUUUUCAAGCUGCCAGGCAUGCAUUUGCAUGAUAGAGCAUAAGUACUUUUGGUCAUAUGUAACUUUAAUGUACUUUUAUAUUUAGGACACAUGAAAUCUUAAAGUAACUCUUAAAAAUAUUAAUGACGUCGCUGAGGUCCUCAUUAAAUCAAAGUAGGAUCAUUUUGAAGCCAUUUAAAUGCUAGUGCAAUCUGAAAAGUUGGGAAAAUAAUUUUAAUGUUAUUUUUAGAGACUUUUAAAAGGACAAACCCUUUAAUAUCUCCUUCCCUAACUUGCUGUUUUAUUAAGGAAAUUCAUCAAAUCUGCCUUUGUUUGAUCAAAAACACAGUAAAAAUAUAGAAAUUGUGUUUUAUAUUUUAAUAUAUUUUAUUCCUGUGGUGGAAAAGCUGAAUUUUGCUGAAGCGAAAACCAUGAUACCUUUUUUCCUCAGGAUUCUUUGAUGAAUAGAAAGUUCAUAACAGCUUUUAUUUGAAAUUUUUCUAACAUUUUACGAUAAUUGUCUAUACUGUAACUUUUGAUCAAUUAAAUGUGCCCUUGAUGAAUAAAAGUAUUAAUUUCUUUAAAAUAAAAAACGUACAGACUCCAAACUUCUGAACAGCAGUGCACAUCAGGAUAUAUAAAGCAUUUCUCCUCCCUUGAUUCUCAACUUGUCUUUAUUUGGACAAAAGCAGAAAGCGGUCUGCGUCUGUACAGUAUCGUUCCAGAGAUCACAGGCCAAUGAACACAACUGUAAAAAUGGCUCAUUUAUCACUGUACAAAGAACCGCUGAACAACAAACAGUUUUCCAAAAGCAUUUAAUGCAAAAUAUCAAAAAGUUUUUCUUAUAAAGAAAUACAUUUUUUUAAAAAGCAGCUUUAUUAAAGAGCAGCUGCAUGCUCUCCCAACCUUCGUUUUCUGUAACCAAACUACAUAAAGUCCUACAUUUUUAAAACAUCAGCCAUUAAUAUUCAUAACUUCGCUGGUUGAGAUGGGACCAAACUCAGAAAACUGUAUGUUCCGCAAUGUUAGUUCACUGUAAUCUAACCUUCUUUUGCAAGUACACCUGUCCAAGUUGUGCCUACUGUCUUGUAAUACUAAUAAUACUAAUUAAUUAUAAUAAUAAUAAUAUAAAAAACAACAACAACAGUGAAAUGCUGUUAAGAGAGGCUCAUAUCGUUGAGAUGUCAGUUAUGUUUGCACACACACACACACACGCAAAUUUAUGUGUGAGAUUUUUUCCUGGUUUGUUGUCUGCCAUAGUUGCCUUAUGUUUCAUAACAACAGAGUUCAAGUGCAACACCAUGCUAUUUAGAUCAGAAAAUGUAAAUAUGUAGCAGAGUAUCACUAUCUAGCCAGAAGAUGCAUUCACUGUCUAGUUAUACAGAUUGUUUUCAUAAUGGUCCAGCAGUAUCUGCCUUUAGCCAGUAACCUUGAGUAUGUUUGUGUGUUUCAGGGAUGACGUAACAUGCUAAAAAUGAGGCUCUUAUACUAAUAUAUGAUAAGGUAUACUCUAAAAAAGGUACAAAAGCUGUCACUAAGGCGAUACCUUUAAAAAAGGUACACUUUUGUACUCUAUUUACCCUUAAAGAGUCAUCAAAAUAUCUUAAAAGUACCAUAAUAGUGGCUAAUUAUGGUAUAUUUUAGUACCUUUUAAAAUCGUACUGCCUCUGUGACACUUUUGUAUCCUUAUUUCUGAGAGUGUACAGAACAUGUACAAUGUUAUAUGUCUAAAGCAGCUCAUAUCUUGUAUUUUGUAGGCAUGUGUGUCUAUGCAUUUCUGCUGGAAUACAAAUAAAAUCUAAAUAUUGAA